Angiostrongylus costaricensis is the source of this 270-nucleotide messenger RNA. The record is from the annotation of a GenBank genome assembly. NCBI's taxonomy places the organism in Eukaryota, Metazoa, Nematoda, Chromadorea, Rhabditida, Metastrongylidae.
AUGGGCAAGGCAGUAGCCUAUCUAAACGAGCAAAUUUGGGACGAGAAGUACUCUGGUUAUGUCCCUACCCACGUAUUCAAUCACAAUGUUUUCAAGCCAGAGAAACGUGCCAAGCACUAUGGAAAAUGGAAGACGGUGACGAAUUACGACGAAGACGACGACAAAGAUGACGACGUGGGCACCGACGAUGACGACAUCAAUGUCAACAACGACGACAACGACGAUUACGAGGGUGAUGAUGAUGAUGAUGAUGUCGUUUAUGAGCGAUGA